Molecule: messenger RNA, 1107 nt
Organism: Penicillium chermesinum
Lineage: Eukaryota; Fungi; Ascomycota; Eurotiomycetes; Eurotiales; Aspergillaceae
Product: mRNA splicing protein PRP18
Exons: 2
Coding region: 1-1107 (368 amino acids)
Biological process (GO): RNA splicing; generation of catalytic spliceosome for second transesterification step
Cellular component (GO): U2-type post-spliceosomal complex; U5 snRNP; U4/U6 x U5 tri-snRNP complex
Source: RefSeq, a predicted model, not a curated record
AUGGAUUUCGCUGCUCUCAUGUCCAGGGAGAUAUCCAAAGCCAAAGGGCAGGAUCCAUCUACAAAUUCCGACGUUCAGAAGGACGACAAGCCCGCGCCUACCAAGAAGUACAUGCGGCGAGGAGAGCAGGAAGCUGCGCGGGUCGCCGCCUACAAAGAAGAACAAGCACGAUUAGAGAAAGAGCGCGAAGAGCGGCUAGCCAAGAAACGCAAGGCGGAGGAGGAGGAAGCCGAGCGACGCCGGGAGAGGGAAGAGAAGAAACAGAGACUGGCAGAGGAAUCGAAGAAGAGAAGACAGGCCAUUGAAGAAGCGGCCGAACGUGAACGCAGACGCCGACUCGGCCUACCGGAAUUGCCAGCGAAGAAAGACACCGACGACACCGACAAUGGAGCUACAGAGGACGACAUCGCAGAAGAGGAAUUGAUAGAGAAACUCCGGGAGAUGGGCGAGCCCUCCAAGCUUUUUGGAGAGAAUCAUCGGGCGAGACUUGCUCGAUAUCGACGUCUGGCCCAACGCUCUGCCAUGGCGCAAAAAUUGACGGAUGGGCCGAUUCCCACCACCUUAGAGCCCGUGCCGGGUGGACAAAUGAUCAUCCCGGCCAAAAUCCCCAAGGAAGCGGACGAUCGUCUGUUCCUCUUCCGACAACUCGCCUCCUAUUUCAAUAUGGUUCUCUCCGAGUGGGAACUUGCACUGUCAAAACGAGACGUCGCCGUGCGGGAAAGUUUCCAAGGCAGGCAAGCAUAUAACGCUAUGGUGCAAUCACGAGAGAAUAUGAAGCCUCUCUUCCGGCGAUUCGAGAAAGCCGACCUGGAAGACAGCUUACUCGAACCCAUUGUCGAGAUUGUGCAUAAGGCGCAACAGCGGAAAUACGUUGACGCCAACGACGCUUAUCUGCGAGUGAGCAUCGGCAAAGCGGCAUGGCCCAUCGGUGUGACCAUGGUAGGUAUCCACGAGCGCUCUGCCCGUGAAAAGCUGCAUGCCGGCGACCAACAAGCGCAUAUUCUGAGCGACGAAGCCACUCGAAAGUAUCUCCAAAGCAUCAAGCGCUGCCUGAGCUUUGCUCAGGUGCGUUGGCCACCGGAGGAUCAGUUGCAGAUUAUGGGUUAA